Messenger RNA from Aspergillus nidulans FGSC A4, 773 nucleotides. Its product is annotated as ribosomal 40S subunit protein S13. Bases 80 to 535 code for a protein of 151 amino acids. The transcript is spliced from 4 exons. The record is from RefSeq and is a predicted model, not a curated record. NCBI's taxonomy places the organism in Eukaryota, Fungi, Ascomycota, Eurotiomycetes, Eurotiales, Aspergillaceae. Gene Ontology annotation, biological process: translation; maturation of SSU-rRNA from tricistronic rRNA transcript (SSU-rRNA, 5.8S rRNA, LSU-rRNA). Gene Ontology annotation, cellular component: cytosolic small ribosomal subunit; ribosome; cytoplasm. Gene Ontology annotation, molecular function: small ribosomal subunit rRNA binding; structural constituent of ribosome.
UCCUUUCCGACCGACUUGCUAUCGCCAAUAACCGCAACCCGUCCGACAACCUCACACACCACUCACCUCAACACUCACAAUGGGUCGUCUUCACUCCAAGGGAAAGGGCAUUGCCUCCUCUGCUCUGCCUUACUCUCGCACCCCCGCUCCCUGGGUCAAGAUCACUCCUGAGCAGGUUGUCGACCACAUCUGCAAGCUCGCCCGUAAGGGUGCUUCUCCCUCCCAGAUUGGUGUUGUCCUUCGUGACAGCCACGGUGUUGCCCAGGUUAAGACUGUCACUGGUAACAAGAUCCUCCGUAUUCUGAAGUCCAACGGCCUUGCCCCCGAGAUCCCUGAGGACCUGUACCACCUCAUCAAGAAGGCCGUCGCCGUCCGCAAGCACCUUGAGCGCAACCGCAAGGACAAGGACAGCAAGUUCCGCCUCAUUCUCAUUGAGUCUCGUAUCCACCGUCUGUCCCGCUACUACAAGACCGUCGGUGUCCUCCCCCCCACCUGGAAGUACGAGUCCGCUACUGCCAGCACCAUGGUUGCUUAAGCGGUGAGCUUUGUAUCAGCUCAGUGUGUGAUAUUCCAGGUCUGGGUUGGGUUGAGCUUUCUCGACAGGUCGAGGUCGCGCCGUUCAAAUAUCGUCUCUUUCUGUUUCGUGAUCAUUCCGAAAUGGAUGGUUGCUUGAAAGGAGAGAAGCGGUGCUGGGCUUAGUUAGGAUCAUCAAUGCUAGCAAGACUAUGACUUACCACAAGUCGGUGAAAUAAAAAGAAAACGUUCUUGAACUA